CUUUAUCUCUUUUUAUACAUCCCCAUUUCUUCAUUUCCAGUGCCAGUGCCAGUUUGUCUGACUGGGACACCUAUGGAUUCGGUGUCUCUGUUCUCAAUUCCACGUCCGAGUUGGCAGUCGUUGCAGCGCUGGCCGACAUGAUGUCGGUGGCAAAAUACACCGCAACAAUCGACGAAAGGACGGGCUAUAUUACUAACAUUGAUAGCAUUCGAGAUCUCGAGUACCCGGGCUUGCGAGACACUUCAUACCUGGAUCAUGCAGGCACCACUCUUUACGCGAGAUCGCUCAUUGAAGCAUACUCGCAAGACCUCACAAGCAAUAUUUUUGGCAAUCCACACUCUGCCUCGGCCGCAUCACAGCUGUCUUCGCGUCGAAUCGAGGACAUCAGGGUCCAAGUACUCCGAUUCUUCAACGCUGAUCCUGACGACUUCGACGUCGUAUUUGUUCCCAACGCGACUGCCGCUAUGAAGUUGGUCGGUGAAGCCCUGCGAGAUGGCGAUCGCGGGUUCACCUAUUGUUAUCAUGCUGAGGCACAUACGAGCAUGGUUGGUCUCAGGGAACUCGCCACGCAAGGCUCAUCAUGCUUCUCGAAUGAUAGUCAAGUCCAACAGUGGUUUGAACAGCGUAAGACAGACUCUUCAACUACACAUGGGCCCAUCCUCUUUGCCUAUCCUGGACAAUCAAAUAUGACCGGUCGUCGACUUCCUCUCGAAUGGUGUGGAAGGGCUCGUACGCUCAACCAGAGAGGCAAUGUUCGAGUAUUUACUCUCCUGGAUGCUGCGGCACAUGCCUCCACUAGUCCUCUAGACUUUUCUGAUGCCAAUGCUGCGCCGGAUUUCACUGCACUCAGUUUCUACAAGAUUUUUGGCUUUCCAGACCUCGGGGCUUUGAUUGUUCGAAAAGCUUCUGCUUCAAUUCUACGACACCGGAAAUAUUUUGGCGGCGGGACAGUUGAUUCCGUAACGGUUGGGGAUGACCAUUGGCACGCCGUCAAGGAAAGCUCGAUCCACAGCCGUCUCGAAGACGGGACCGUUGCUUUCCACAACAUCAUUGCAUUGCAGUCAGCCCUGAAAAUCCAUAGCAGCCUGUACGGAUCAAUGUCGGUCAUUUCCAAGCACGCCAAGUAUCUCGCAUCAACUUUGAGAAACACGCUUAGAAACUUGCGACAUGCGAAUGGAACCCCAGUCUGCCAGAUCUACGCACAUGAAAAUUUCGAAAGCUGCUCGCAAGGCCCUAUAAUCGCGUUCAACCUACUGGACGAUGCGGGACAGUUCGUAAGCAGCACUGAAGUUGAGAAGCUUGGAAUUGUCAAGAACAUCCAAUUCCGCACAGGGGGUCUCUGCAAUCCUGGAGGGGUUGCAUCCCACCUUGGCCUCUCUACCGAUGAGAUGCGCCAAAACUAUGCAGCUGGACAUCGAUGUGGAAGCGCCAAUGACAUCCUAAAUGGAAAGCCUACCGGCGCUCUUAGAGUGAGCUUUGGAGCAAUGAGCAGUCUACAGGAUGUCACAGCUUUUAUGGACUUCAUCCAAGAAUUUUACGUCAGCGCGAAAAAGCCCGACAUCUUACCUGGUUCUGUGCCCAUGAUCCAUCCGUUAGAGAGGGGUGCUCCCUUUGUGGUGGAGAGUCUUUCGGUGUUUCCAAUCAAGAGCUGUGCAGCGUAUCGAGUACCUCCAGACAUGACAUGGGAGGUCGGUCCAAAAGGAUUGGCUUGGGAUCGGGAAUGGUGCCUUGUGCAUGCAGGGUCUCAUGUUGCACUCAGCCAGAAAAAGUACCCACGGAUGGCCCUUAUUCAACCAGAGAUUGACUUACCGCAGAGGAUUUUGCGAGUCUCGGCUCGACUAGAAAACGGGGUGACACGAACGCUCGAAAUUGGCCUCGAUUCAACGACAUCGUCAUCUUGGAGCUCUUUCCGCCGUCAAAGACCUAUUGUCAACAAAACCUCGGUUGUUUGCGGCGAAGACGUAGACGUUGAUGUUUACACCUCCCAUCAAGUCACGUCAUUCUUUACGGAAAUUUUGGAAGUACCAUGCACGUUGGCUCGCUUUCCACAAUCAGGCACCGUUCGACACGCACAAGUCCGCCGACCUGGUGAUGUGACGGGACAAAAUGAUAUGCAAAUUGGGAGGUCUAUCACUUUGUCGAAUGAGAGCCCUAUCCUGCUUGUUUCGCGCUCGAGUGUCAACCGCUUGAACGAAGAUAUCAAACAAAAUGGCGGCGCGGGGAAGGCCGUGGCAGCAGCCUCUUUCCGGGGCAAUAUUGUUAUUGCCCAAGAACUCGAUGGGGCACAACAAGAAGACCCAUAUGCUGAAGACGAAUGGUGUAGUGUUCAGAUUGGGGAUGAUCCUGCAUGCCAGUUCGAGGUGCUAGGGCCGUGUCAGCGAUGCCAAAUGGUCUGUGUCGACCAAAAGAAUGCCCAGCGAAGACAAGAGCCUUUUAGCACCCUGGCAAAGACUCGGAAAAGAAGUGGGCGAGUAUGGUUUGGCAUGCACAUGUGCCUGACUUCAGAGUCUCGCUGGUGUGAUCAACAGGGAAAUGCGGUUCACAUACGGGUUGGUGAUCGUGUCUCACCUUGCCGAGGACCUCUACCCAGUGUAUGAAGAUACUUAAAUUGUACGAUUUACGGUAAUAAAUUAGCAAGCUAGGAAUGAUUGAAACUAUUUAGCCAGAGACGACGAAGGAGUCGUCGUUCACGGCCUCGAAGAAAAAGAA
Exophiala mesophila is the source of this 2709-nucleotide messenger RNA. RefSeq lists its product as uncharacterized. Gene Ontology annotation, molecular function: molybdenum ion binding; pyridoxal phosphate binding; molybdenum cofactor sulfurtransferase activity. The transcript has a single exon. Gene Ontology annotation, biological process: Mo-molybdopterin cofactor biosynthetic process. Bases 138 to 2597 code for a protein of 819 amino acids. The record is from RefSeq and is a predicted model, not a curated record. Lineage: Eukaryota; Fungi; Ascomycota; Eurotiomycetes; Chaetothyriales; Herpotrichiellaceae.